ACCUCUUUGCAGUGAUGAGAUCUAGAUUAUUUUGGAUAUUUGCAAUUAUAUACUCAUCACUACAUCACAUUGGAUCGGGAUCUACUUCGACAACAUUGAAGCGUCCCAGAGCCGGGGAUCCCUUCGACACGUUCCCGAAGAACUUCUGGCAGGAGUUCUCCUCGCCGUUCACAGACACGCCGGAAGAUGAGGAGCUGGAGGUCACCGAGACGACCACGCACGAGCCGUUCCCCUUCUUUGCUGAUCCCUAUACGACGGUUAAUAUAAGCACCCAGCUCUCCUCGAACGUAUAUCUGCACUGCCGCGUCAAUGACCUGCAGGGCAAGACGGUGUCGUGGAUGCGGCGUCGAGGCGAUGACCUCACCCUGAUAACUUUCGGCCAGCACACCUAUAGCGGCGACUCGCGCUACUCGCUCGAGUUCGAGGAGCCUAACGACUGGAAGCUUCUCAUCCAGUUCGCCAAUGAGCGCGAUGAGGGUCCGUACGAGUGUCAGGUCUCCUCGCAUCCUCCCCUGGUACUUCUCGUAUAUCUAACUAUAAUUGUUCCUCAUGUGGAAAUUCUUGACGAGAGAGGAUCGGCCACACCGGAGAAGUACUACAAGGCUGGCAGCACCAUCGAGCUGCAGUGUGUCAUCUCCAAAAUUCCACAUCCAUCGUCCUACAUCACCUGGCGACACGGGCCCCGUCUGCUCAACUAUGACACCAGUCGGGGUGGCAUCAGUGUGAAAACGGAUAUGCUACCUGGACGGGCCCUGAGUCGCCUAUACAUUGCCAAUGCGAAUCGACAAGAUACCGGGAACUACACCUGUAUGCUGGGCAACGAGAUCACGGAGACGGUUGUAGUACACGUGCUUAACGGUGAGGAGCCAGCCGCAAUGCAGCACGCGAACGGGACUCGCCACGGUGCCAGGCCCUCAACUAUGGUUGUGUUUUUUCUAUUGUACGUAUACGCGUGUGUUUGCGGAAUGGCGGUGGCGGUGGGCCACCCGGUCGGGCGAUGACGAUCUAGUGGCAUCUGAAAGGUGAAAACACAGGUAGGUGGUCGCUACACAGCAGAGUUACAGUGAGGGAAAUGCAUACACCAGAAAAUCUUGUCCAGAAUUGCAUUUUUGACUUUUACUCUAAUCAUGGGUUGUUUAAUAUACGAUAAAUAGCAUAAAAUGAAUACUAAAUACAUACUAGAUUUAAGUCGCAAAUCGAAUGAUAAAAAACAAACAAACAAUGUGAGAGCUCGUAUGUAUUUAUAUUAUAUAAGGGCGUACGCGAAUAUAUGUAGAACAUGAAAUUGAUUUUGAAAA
Messenger RNA from Drosophila persimilis, 1298 nucleotides. RefSeq names its product fibroblast growth factor receptor 3 (gene dpr14). NCBI's taxonomy places the organism in Eukaryota, Metazoa, Arthropoda, Insecta, Diptera, Drosophilidae. Gene Ontology annotation, biological process: synapse organization. Bases 15 to 1001 code for a protein of 328 amino acids. Gene Ontology annotation, cellular component: neuron projection membrane. The transcript is spliced from 5 exons. The record is from RefSeq and is a predicted model, not a curated record.